Messenger RNA from Ostrea edulis (European flat oyster), 2776 nucleotides. RefSeq lists its product as uncharacterized. Lineage: Eukaryota; Metazoa; Mollusca; Bivalvia; Ostreida; Ostreidae. The transcript has 2 exons. The record is from RefSeq and is a predicted model, not a curated record. Bases 1432 to 2721 code for a protein of 429 amino acids.
UUGGGAGGAGUGAUAUUUUUCAACUUUUGAACAGCAUAGACAAGCCCCUUUAAAAAAGAAUUUUAUAUCUGUCCUUAAUUAACAGAACCUCAGAACAGACACAUGGAUAUGUAAUUUUGGUUUUUAGAUAUGUCUUGCAAAACAAUGAUUCUUCCUAACGCAUUUCUUUAAACGCUGUUAUCUAAAGUAAUUUUAUAUUAGGUUUCUCUUGCUUUUUGUAAAACUCAAAUGUUUUUAUUAGUCAUUAAUAUAUAUUCCUACGCCAUGUAGAGAGAUUUUGAGAGAGAGAGAAAAGCAUAAUGCCCCUUUAAACUACGUCCCGAUGAUACCUUUUUCACUCAUUUUGAGACGUUACCAGCCGUAGGUGAAGCCCAAUGCUUAGCGAUAAUGGCCACAGCAGUGUAUGUCCCAACGCCUGCCGCAACGAUGGACCUCCUUUCUAAUGUCAUAUCUGAAAGACCCAAAAAUCUCUCUUCUAAAGCGAAUGAGCAAUCACUACAUGUAUAUGUUUACGUCUUAGGUUCGAUGCGGCCAUAUGUAUGGCACGAGCAGGGCUCGAACUCACGCGUUUUCUACCACUGAGCUACACAAAAAACAUUUAGAAGUGAGAAUCAUGGGUCUUUCAGAUAAGAUCUCAAAACAUUGUCAUGGCAGGCAUUAGGAGAACCCUAGCUGAUACGACCCUGAGCUUAGGUGACAUUCUGUGGCACUUCAACUAUGUAUAUCUUGACACUUUUUUGGCACACUGUUUUUCCCUAUAAUACCUCUAAAACUUCAUUGUUAUUUCGGAUUUCAAACAUUUCGGUUGAGCAUCACAGAAGAGACAUUUUUUGUCGAAAUGCGCAUCUGGUGCAUCAAAAUUAGUACCGUAUAAGUUUUAUAUUAUGACCCCUGGGUCGAUGCCUCUGCUGGUGGACUGUUAGUCCCCGAGGGUCUCUACAGCCCAGUAGCUAAGUACUUCGUUACUAGCUUGAAAAUACGGAUGUAUAUUUAAUUGCUGUUAUAAAAUUUAAAAAUUCAUUUCAAAAUUAAGGAUUAUCUCCCUCAUGCAUAGCUCUUAUCCUUAGACGAAUUUGACUCCACUUUUUUGGCACAUUGUUUUCCCCUAUAAUACCUCUAAAACUUCAUUGUUAUUCCGGAUUUCAAACAUUUCGGUUGAGCAUCACUGAAGAGACAUUAUUUGUCGAAAUGCGCAUCUGGUGCAUCAAAAUUAGUACCGUAUAAGUUUUACAUGAGAAGUUUCUCGAAAAGGAUGCAAACAAAUUAAAUGUUUAAUAUUUAUAUGUAAUUAUGUUUGUGACUGCAACAGCAGCGAUUACUGAAACGAGAUGAUUGCCUUUGAGGUUGACGCUGAAUACAAGGCCAAUCUUUGCUCAUAUUAAAGCUGACAUGGAUUCAUAAACAUAGUACCAGUACUCCAGCUCAACAAUCAUGCAGAUUGGUCAUCUCUUGCUGUCCAUGUUCUUGCUGUUUCUGGUCAGUGAUCUUCACGCUGACGUCGGGGACGAUGUGCAAGAAGUAUCUGAUGCUGUGAAAGGCGGAAUAGAAGCAGCCAAUACAAUUACUGACAUCGUAUCUGGCGUUAAGAUCCUUUCCAAAUUCACAAAAAUCAUGGGCUCUGUUGCUCCCUUCCUGGCAGCCAUCGGUCCACUCAUGGACCUCAUAACCAUGUUUCUUCCGCAACAAGAAGAUCCAACAUUGACCUACUUGAAAGAACAGUUUUCGAAGGUGGAUUCCAACUUCAGAAAUAUGGAAAGGCUUUUUGGAGAAGUUACAAAUUUAAUCCAAUCAACAGGAAUCAAAUCACAAUUUUCAACUAUUGAACAAAAUGUCAAUGCUUUGUCAUACCGCCUUCAUAUGUUAAUGAAAGCUCCGAGAGAAGCCGCUGAAGGUCAGAAGUUUCGAUUUAUCUCGUCCUUUCAGGUUAGUUAUCAAAAUGCAGCGAAAAAAAUAUAUGAUGGUAUAAUGAAAAAGCAAUCUUUUACGGACAAUAUCCCGGAAGCAGCGAUGCAAUACACCAAUUAUGAUCGGAAGAAAAUGCAGAGGGUGAUGGCGGGAUGCUUUGGACUCCUCGUGACGGCUGUGAAAGUCAACUUAGCGUACCUGGAACUGACCAAUAGAACGGCCAGUUAUAAAAUGGAAAAGACGCACUGGGAGAAAGGCAUCAAAGAAGUUCUAGAGAAAGUGAAAAGUGUGGAUGCAGAAGUUACUGAUGCAUGGGAACACCAGAGGUUUAAAGAUUUAAAAGAUCUUUCGGCGCAGUAUAAAGAUGAUAGCAACGAAGAAUUUUCAAAGCGACUGUAUGAAUUUUAUUCAGAGAAAUAUUACUGGAGAGAAUGGGUCGUCAUUGUAUAUAAGAAAAUGGCCAAAUCAUGGACUGGGAAUAACGGACACGUCUUUAGUCUGUGUGGAGGUGACGAAUAUUUAGAAAUGGACGGCAGAAAUGUGUUAACAUCGAGCGUAGCACAAGACAAGGGGAAGAUAGCCACUGGCUACUACACGAGGAAGUUAAGUGGAGUUAAAACUUACAAGAAGGUUCUUUGGGUUCGUAAAGCCUACACCGCAACGUAUGUAAUGAAUCAAAUGAUGAACUUUAGCCGUGGUUCUGAUGUAUGCUUGCGAGCCGUUAUAUCUGAUCGAGAGGAUGCUCGAAGUCAAAGUGCCCCUGGUCGCUUAGUUGUCAAAUGGAAGCACUUUUACGGCAUGUUCGUUUUCGGCUAAGAACGUGCACAGCAGCUAUUUACUAAUGAGUAAUAAAAGUUGUCCAAAAUCGCAA